UCAGUAAGUGGCUCGCUCCUCGCGCAUCUCACUGCGAACCCGCUUAAGACUUGGUUUUUACAAUUGAAAACCCUUUCUGUUAGCUUCGAAACAAUAUCUUGUAUAUUAAACUUCUAGCUCUGGUGAAAGAAGGUUGAAAACGGUUCAGUGCACUGCAGCAGACGGUCUUCAUGAUGUCAUCGUAUUAUCAUACGGGGAAAGAGCUGGACAUGGCGGCGAUGACGGAACCGCUCUGCUUGGAAAGAGAUGUUUGCAGAGUGAUAGAAUUGCUGGACAGGCUUCAAAGAAGCGGUGAACUUCCGCCUCCCAAACUCCAGGCUCUACAGAGAGUUUUACAGAGCAAGUUCUGUGCUGCCAUCCGAGAGGUCUAUGAGCAGCUUUAUGAUACAUUGGACAUUGUAGGUGGGCAAGAGGUCCGAGCACAAGCCACUGCAAAGGCCACAGUAGCAGCGUUCGCAGCCAGUGAAGGCCAUGCACACCCAAGAGUGGUCGAACUCCCUAAAACAGACGAGGGGCUUGGGUUCAACAUCAUGGGUGGAAAAGAACAAAACUCUCCCAUCUACAUCUCCAGGGUCAUCCCAGGGGGUGUUGCUGACCGACAGGGUGGUCUGAAGAGAGGAGACCAGCUGCUCUCUGUUAAUGGAGUGAGUGUGGAGGGAGAACAUCAUGAGAAAGCUGUAGAGCUGCUAAAGGCAGCGCAGGGUUCAGUGAAGCUGGUGGUGCGUUACACACCUAAGGUCCUAGAAGAGAUGGAAGCCAGAUUUGAGAAGAUGAGGAGUGCCAGGAGACGCCAGCAACAUACCAGCUACUCGUCUUUGGAGUCCAGGGGAUAACCAGUCUCAACCUCUGACUGACCUUCUGAUCCAUUCUCCCACCCUCUCUGCUCCUAUAGGAUGACAGAAGACCCAGAGGAGAUCAGUGUAGACUACCCUUAGCUAUUUAUAUGUUAGUGGAAUGAUCUCAAAACAUGUAGACCUCAAAUAUACUAUUUUCCCUGGCCAUGCAGGGGGAGAGACUGUAUAGUGCAUCUGUGUUCUUAGGUGGACCCUGCACCCUGUGAUGUUCUCGGGGGUUGUGUGUGUCUGUUAGCACAGAAGAGAACUGGCUAGUGCAAAUACACAGUGUGUGUACUUAUAGGACUUUGUCUCUUUUGCCGUAGGAUUAUUGCUGAACUGAAUGGCAUGAUGGCUCCUACUUAGACCAUUAUUCAUUCAUGAACGUAUUGAGUCUGUGUUUCAGAAAACAUGCAUUGACUACAGAGUUAAAGCUAUGCAUUCCAUUUCUGUAAGUAUUCUUGUAUUAUGUGUUCUGCUCUGUGUGAACUAAAUCAGGAGUACACAAACACUGUUAUUGCAGAAGACACUUCCUGAAUGAACAGAUUGUUCCUACAAAGCAUACCAUACUCAAAAAGGGUAGUCACGACAUUGUGCUGCUAUGAGUGGCUUUGUGCUGCCAGUCAUAGUGCCUAUGUUCAAUCCUUGAAUUUUUGAGUUUUAUACAUUUAUUCAUACAUUAAAACCAACAAUGUAAUUUAA
Molecule: messenger RNA, 1535 nt
Organism: Cyprinus carpio (common carp)
Lineage: Eukaryota; Metazoa; Chordata; Actinopteri; Cypriniformes; Cyprinidae
Product: protein lin-7 homolog B
Biological process (GO): neurotransmitter secretion; protein localization to basolateral plasma membrane; maintenance of epithelial cell apical/basal polarity
Cellular component (GO): basolateral plasma membrane; synapse; MPP7-DLG1-LIN7 complex
Molecular function (GO): L27 domain binding
Source: RefSeq, a predicted model, not a curated record